CCGAGGCCCUCGACACCCAAAUAGACGAUAACGAAAAAAGCGUAACAUUAUAGCAGUAUAGCACGCAUCUACAUUACGGAAUCGAUCGCGUUUGCCUGCUGCUACUGCCGCCUCAUCAGUCGUCCUGCGGUCCUGCGAGUCGAACAGCUGAUUCCCACGUGGGAACCAGCAAAAAUUUUUUUGUUUUCGUUUUUGUUGCUUGUGUAUCUCCGAACUGUUUUAUCAUUUUUUUGUCAACAUGGAAUUGAGUGACAGCCAUCUGCGCCUCGACCAGCAGAAAUUUUUAGAAGAAUCGAAGAAAGAAUUGGUGGUACCGACGACGCAUGAAGAUGAGCCCUCCGCAGCUGCUGACGGGGGUGCUCGGGCUUGGCUGGUGAUGCUCGGCUCAUUUUUUUGCAAUGGGAUUUUGUUCGGGUUGAUUAAUUCUUAUGGGAAGUUAUUUAGCAAGUUUUUUGAUAGUUUGGAGGAGCAGGGAGUGACGAACCCUUCCGGGAAAGCUGCUCUCGCAGGAUCGCUGGCAAUGGGAAUGACCUUCUUCAUAUCACCAGUAUCUGGAGUCCUCACAGACUACAUAGGCAUAAGAAAAACCACCUUCUUCGGAGGCCUAAUUGCUGCCAGUGGAAUGUUACUAUCCUCUUUCUGCACCGAUAAUGUUUUCUUAUUCUGCGUCACUUUUGGAAUAAUGUAUGGACUUGGUGGAGCCCUUGCUUAUACACCAUCUUUAGCAGUACUUGGUCACUACUUUCAUAAAUAUUUAGGAAUUGUUAAUGGAAUAGUAACAGCUGGAAGCUCAGUAUUUACAAUCACCAUGCCCUAUGUAUUAGAUGGCUUAUUAACUAAUCUUGGAUUAAAAUGGACGCUGCGAGCAUUGGCUUUGUUCGUCAGCUUGAUAAUGUUGGUGGCAAUAUUGUUUAGGCCAGUAAAAACAUCGAUAUCUAUAAAAAAAGUAUCAGUAAAAGACUUGUUUAACAUAUCAGUCUUAACGAACGUGAGAUAUAUUAUAUGGACGACUGUGAUUGGAUUGUGCCUGUUUGGCUACUUUGUGCCUUACGUCUACAUGUUCAAAUUUGUGGAUAAACAUUUUUCGCAAAGCGUAGACAGUAAUCUGCCAGUACUUUGUAUUGGUCUUACAUCAGGAGUGAGUCGUUUGGGCUUUGGAUAUUUGGUGGACCACACCAGAGUCAACAAGAUACUAUUGCAGCAGUUAGCAUUUCUGACGCUGGGGAUCCUAACUAUACUUCUGGCGUUUUCUGUCAAUUCAUUCACCUUACUUCUAAUUAUUUGCCUAGGAAUGGGUGUGACCGAUGGUUGUUUCAUUAGUUUGCUCGGACCUAUUGCUUUUGAACUUUGUGGAAGGGAUGGUGGUGCCCAAGCAAUCGGUUUUCUCCUAGGAGUCUGCAGCAUACCGCUCACUCUAGGCCCGUACGUUUGUGGGCUAAUCUACGAAUCUCAGAAGUCCUACACACUACCGUUCAUUCUGGCAGGUAUUAACCCUGUUGUAGCCUCAUUUGGUUUAAUGGCUAUUAGAUGUAUUAAAGUGAAGAGCAAUUCCGCCCAGGACUCCGAGAGGCCUCUAAAUUCCUGCGAAGCUUCAAAUGCGAAGCCAUCAGAAAAAUGCUGACCGUCUUAUGUCUACAUUAGUGCUAUAGAAGAUCUGAAACAGCCGCAUCUGUUGAAAAAACUCGAAGGUCCAGCUCAGGAAAUAUUGAGAAGCAUUUAUUAAUCAGAAAGUAGCAAAUAGAAAAAAAAGUUAAUUUGUUACAUAGAAAAGUUAGUGUUCAGUAUUACCAGUUCAUUGAGGCUUUUAUUAGAAAAGGCAGUAAGUCAGUCUCUAAGUACACUAAAGAACUAAGUAUUGGUAAAGUUCCUUUAUAAACUGAUCUUACUUGCAGAUCAGUUUGAGUUAAUCAUAUUAUAUUUAUUUUUAAAUUUCAUAAGGAUCUAAGAAAACACAAAUUAAAUUAUUUUACGUGCAAAUCUUUUUUAAUAAAAUAUGCAUGAAUCAAAAUUUAUAGAGCAUCUAUGUUGACUUCAAAAGUUUUUUUUAGUUUUUAGUUAUAUUACUAUUAAUUAUAGGUUUUUAAAAAGUAUUAAAAUUAUAAGAUGUUUUUAAACAUUUAUUUUAAUGACGUGAAUUGAACAUUAAAUAAAAUAGAAAAAUAUAUCAAUCGGUUAUAUGACACAAAAAAUUAUAAUAAAAAUAAGUAUAAUGUUUUAAUAUUUGAAAAAUCGGUUGUUACAAUGCUUGUUACAAUAUUGUUUUAUGUUUAUACAUUUUGUAUCAUUAUACUAUAAUGUUAUUUUUGCAGUGUUGAAACAUGUACAAUAUUUAUAGAUGUUAACAAAUUAAUAUGUGUACACACUUCAAAAUUAAAAAUUAAGCAUAUUUUCAUUUUUACAAUUUUGAAACCUUCAAAAAGUGUUUUUAUUUUGAUGUGUACAAAAAAAGACAGAAAUGUUACAAAAAAAUUAUUGUUAGAUGUAAGCAGUAUACAGGAUGCUAGUAUACUUUGAGCAUCUAAUAAAUAAGAUGUACGAUGCCGAUUAAAUUGACAUAAGUCAAAGGCAAUUUUGUAAAUUUUACAGUGGUGACUAUGCAAUUUAGGUAUUGUAUUUCUUACAUUAGUUCUUUCACCCCUCAUUUUUAUAGAUAAUAUUAAAUGUUCUCUUUUUUUCUCGUCCUAGCUAUUUGACGUAUGUCGAUUCAAAAGUUACAUCUGGGAAGACAAAAAGUACAGUAUAUUUAUUAAAUUUCAUAAUUAUGUGAAAAACAGUAUAUGAGAGGUGAGAAAUCAAAAUUAGAGAUUUUCUGGUGAUGGAAAUAUGAUUUUUAAAUAUGAGCAGUUUUUAAUUGCCUAGAAGAGAAACAUAAUUUUAAUUUUUAUUAAAUGGAAAUCUCGAGAAUUUGAAACACAUUAUUUUAGCAGUCCAAGGUUUUUAGACCACCCUGAAUACUUUUUAAAAUUUUAACCAUUGAAAAGACAAAUGUUCUCCUUUAGUUUGUUUGUUUAUUAUUUAAAUAAGUUUAUUAUUAUAGAAUUUCUAUUUCUAGUGCAUUUAUGCAUGUCGUUAUUAUAUGCUGUUAAAAAAUAGAAUCAAUGAAUAUUUACGAAAAAAAAAUUAAUAGAGGAGUUAAAACAAUAAUAUAGUAUAUAAAGAGAGUAAAUCUUAUGAUAAACAAUAAUAAUUUUAUAUAAAUAUUUUAAUUUAACAGUAG
Anthonomus grandis grandis is the source of this 3217-nucleotide messenger RNA. RefSeq names its product monocarboxylate transporter 10 (gene kar). Lineage: Eukaryota; Metazoa; Arthropoda; Insecta; Coleoptera; Curculionidae. Gene Ontology annotation, biological process: transmembrane transport. The transcript is spliced from 4 exons. Gene Ontology annotation, molecular function: monocarboxylic acid transmembrane transporter activity. Bases 239 to 1621 code for a protein of 460 amino acids. The record is from RefSeq and is a predicted model, not a curated record.